This is a messenger RNA of Penicillium riverlandense, 690 nucleotides long. RefSeq lists its product as uncharacterized. The record is from RefSeq and is a predicted model, not a curated record. The transcript has 3 exons. The coding region runs from base 1 to 690 and encodes 229 amino acids. NCBI's taxonomy places the organism in Eukaryota, Fungi, Ascomycota, Eurotiomycetes, Eurotiales, Aspergillaceae.
AUGACGAGACCAAGUAAUAUCACGCGCUCGGAGGAGAGAAUGAAAUGUCGAGAGGUGCUGUGCGAGCAUAUCCGGAGAAACCUCGGAAUCAGUGUAAAGACCGUGCAUCUCCGACUCAAACCAAAGCCACAUGACAAAUAUUACUGGAAACUAAUAGAACCAUACAACGACGAUAUCUUGAAAUUGUUUCAACAUGGUCCGAACCAAAUUCCUUUCAGUGGGCUUCCUAAGAGUGCACAUGAGACUCUCCAGCGCUACAUCGGGAGCAAGUUCGAGGCGCUCGCCAAUGAAACUUUUCUGUCCACAGAAGUACCUGAUCAGGAUGGCUCUCUGUGGCGACAAUCCGAUUCUGUCUUCACGGAAAAAAUUGCCGUAUUGGAAGAUAAGAAAGCAGAACUUGAAGAAGAAAAUGCUGAAUUACAAGAAAAGAUAAAAAUUCUAGAAGACUCAAAACACACAGCAGAGGUGAGACUAGCGCAGGAACGGCGCGCCUGGGAUGCGGAACGAGGAGAACUUUGCCGAGAAGCCGAGAACUUGAAAUCGGCGGCCGACCGUCUUCGCGUGGUGAUUCGAGGAUUUAUGAGCAGUGUUAUUGGAUACUAUCACAUUAUGUCCAGGCUUCAGGAAGAUGAACUACCCUCCAUCAAUGAACUGUUCAAACAGACCGACAUGGAGCAAACCUUGUAUUAA